GCGACAUGUAUCAAUCAGAUUCUAUUCCUAGUUUGCCUUCAGCCUACAAUGAUGCAAUUUCUCUUGAUCGGCAAUUAGAAUUGAACGGCAACGCCAUGGACACAAUUCGCUCCGUGAAAAGUCCUGCUAAUCCGAGCUUGGCUUCAAGGCAGCGUUUAAGAUGGACGCAUGAACUUCAUGAGCGUUUUGUGGAUUCUGUGGCACAACUUGGUGGACCAGACAGAGCCACUCCUAAAGGUGUUCUUAGAGUAAUGGGCGUGCCGGGAUUGACCAUAUACCAUGUGAAGAGCCACCUGCAGAAAUACCGAUUGGCCAGAUACGUGCCCGAUUCUUCGACAGAUGGCUCGAAGGCUGAAAAGAAAGAACCCGGUGAGCUGAGUUCUAGCAGGGGCAACUCUUC
Phalaenopsis equestris is the source of this 400-nucleotide messenger RNA. RefSeq names its product myb family transcription factor PHL7-like. Gene Ontology annotation, molecular function: DNA binding; DNA-binding transcription factor activity. The record is from RefSeq and is a predicted model, not a curated record. The annotation marks the transcript as partial. The transcript is spliced from 4 exons. Lineage: Eukaryota; Viridiplantae; Streptophyta; Magnoliopsida; Asparagales; Orchidaceae.